AUGUUUGCCGAUGGGAUAAAAAUCUGGAGCGAAGUUGACGAGGCGCAACUGCAGGCAAAUCUGGACCACCUCGAGCAAUGGUCGAAAGAUUGGCUUCUACUGUUCAACCUAAACAAGUGUAACUUCCUACGCGUCGGCAGAACCAGUUCUCCUAACCGCACGGUCUACCGUCUGACUGACAUACCACUGCAAGAAGUCGACGCCCAGAAGGACUUGGAUGCAUGGAGCACAACCUCGCUUAACCCUUCGCUGCAAUGUUUGAAGGUGGCCAAGUCGGCGACGUCCAUUCUAUACCUCGUCAAACGGGCGUUCUCCUCCUUUGAUGAAGACUGCUUCGCCAAGGUCUUUCAAACUUUCGUGUGA
Molecule: messenger RNA, 363 nt
Organism: Spirometra erinaceieuropaei
Lineage: Eukaryota; Metazoa; Platyhelminthes; Cestoda; Diphyllobothriidea; Diphyllobothriidae
Source: the annotation of a GenBank genome assembly